This is a messenger RNA of Debaryomyces fabryi, 1494 nucleotides long. RefSeq lists its product as uncharacterized. Lineage: Eukaryota; Fungi; Ascomycota; Pichiomycetes; Serinales; Debaryomycetaceae. The transcript has a single exon. Bases 1 to 1494 code for a protein of 497 amino acids. The record is from RefSeq and is a predicted model, not a curated record. Gene Ontology annotation, molecular function: monoacylglycerol lipase activity.
AUGGAUUACCUUGAAUCACAAAUCCAGCAAAUCAAACCACCUAAUGGAGAAAAGAUUAUUACGUACAAGACCAAUUCACAUGGAGGAUUUUUAACUUAUGACGGAAUUGAUGUUAACGGGAAAAGAAUUGCGAAUGAAAUAACUGCAGAGACGGAUAAGCUCGAUAAUACAGGACAUAAAGUCAGAAAGUUUUCUAUACUUGGAUAUUCUUUGGGAGGGUUGAUAUCUCGAUAUGCGAUCGGGGUUUUGUAUUACGAAGGCUAUUUCGAAAAAGCAGAGCCAGUUAACUUUAUUACAUUUUGCUCACCACAUGUGGGAGCUAUUAAACCAUACAAUUCAUUUCUGUCAAAAAUGUUCAAUGGGUUUGCUUCUUACUUUCUUGCUCAUAGUGGGGCCCAGUUGUUUUUAAAAGAUAAGCAACAAGUUAAAUCGGAUUAUGCGGGAAAUAAUAAUCACAAUCUACCACUUUUAGUGUGGAUGGCAGAACCAGCCUCAACUUUUUAUGUUGCUUUAUCAAAAUUCAAACAUAGAUCAGUGUAUGCAAAUGCUAUUGGAGAUAAGAGGGCAGGGUUCUUUACCGCAGCAAUAGCUACUAUGGAUCCCUUCCAAUCCAUGGUUGACCGAAAUGCAAGUGCCUACGAUUUUGACUAUGUGGAAGGAUACGAACCAACAGUUAUAGAUUUUACUAAGCCUAUUUCGUUUUCCAAGCUCGAGGAAACAAAGAGUGCACAUGCUCGAUCCACAGUGUCAAAGAUAGUACCAUGGUUAAAACUCUUGGUGAGCGUUAUUUUGUUCACCCCACUUUGGUUCUUCUGGUUUUUCUAUAAAACUAUUUCAGAGCGAAUAAAGUUGAAUAAGAGAGUUUCGCUGUUUUUCAAUGAAACAUCUUUACUACAUUUAUACAGUUAUCCCGAUCAUAUUUUUGACGAUAGUACCUCCGAAGACGAGACUCCCCACCCUGCAAAUGAGAAAUAUAAGCUUGAACAGAAUAGCAAACAUGAACCUCAUGAGUCAUUAUUCUAUUCGUUAGAAAAAGAAUUGGGUGAACAGGUACGAGACCAGACUGAUAUUUUUGUCGAUUCCAUAUUUGAUGCAGCUAAUAGCCAAGGCUAUGAAGAGUAUGAGUAUAGUAUUUCAAGUCGAACGAGAAAACGCAAGUCGAGAGAUACACCAUCACAAAAGUCUGAUGCCGAUUUUUCAUCAACGAUUAAAGAAAUGGAAAACUAUGAAGUUCCCUCUGAUCCAUCAUUAUCCCAGUCUAAGCUUGUUGCUUUGAACGGCAAAAAUAUUGAUAGCUUCAGAUUAAAUUUAUCUAGCAAUGAGUUAUAUAUAAUUCAUAAGUUAAACAUGCUUGAGUGGGAAAAAGUUCCCGUUAUAAUCAGAAACACUAAGUUGACUCACUCGGCAGCUAUAGUGAGACAAGAUGAGCCUGCUUUUGAAGAAGGAAAAACUAUUGUCAGGCAUUUUGUAGAACAAAAUUUCAAGUCAGCAUAG